Molecule: messenger RNA, 3197 nt
Organism: Pelagomonas calceolata
Lineage: Eukaryota; Pelagophyceae; Pelagomonadales; Pelagomonadaceae
Source: the annotation of a GenBank genome assembly
GGACAAAAAGCCACAAAACCGCGGCUACGCGUGCUCGAUAGCAUAAGCAACCAUCGGCACGAGCACUCUGCACGUUUUGCCUGCGACAAUCAACCCUUACCGUGCCCGCCGAGAGGCGCCACAGCCUGUUUUGACUCUGCCACUGGCACACGGCUGAACACUACAAUGGAGCCAGCCCGCGUCGCAGCCUUGCGCGCCACCAAAGCGCUUUUUGAUGAUGGCGUCCUCGACCAGCAGGAAUACGAAGCCAAAAAACGCGAGCUGCUCCACGCGCCCGCGCAGCAGAGCGUCACGCCGCCGCCGGCAGCACCGCUCGUCGUCCGCGUCCCGAAGCCGCUGCGCUGGCGCCGGUCGCGCCGCGUCGCCACGACGGAACAUGGAGGCAAAACGCUCCUCCUCGCCUUCUGCAAGGGCCGCGCGUGCUUGGAUAACCAAGCGUCGAAAUUCCUCGCGCCGCACGAGUUAAGGGCCGUCCCCUGCGCGUCCAAGACCAUCCAUACUGAAUUACAGAGGGUCGACUACACCUUCGCGCGCGGCUUGGUGCAGACGCAGCCGAGCGCGCCGUGGCCGCAUUUCCCCGGGUUAUUUCGCGGGAAGAUUGUGGGCGGCCUCUUCAAGCACCAAUUAGCGUCGCUACGAGCGAUGCGGUUGUUAGAGACGCAUACGCGGCAGUUCGGCAAAUUGAGGGGAGGCGUGCUGGCCGACGCGCCUGGUCUGGGCAAGACCGUGACGGUCCUAGCUCUCAUCCUACAAACAAGUGGAGAGCUCCCGUCGUCGCCGGAGGCCUUCUGGGAUUCUACAACUAUCGACGAGUCCUUCGCGGCUCUGAUCAAGAGCGAGUCGGAGCUAAGGAGGGAGUGUUUGCGGGGCCUGCGGUCGGUCAUAUCUUAUAGAGACACGUGGCAGCGGAAGUCGUUACCUUACAAUGAGGCUGAUCAACUACUGCAUUCCUCAUUACCGCCCUUCCCCUUCCAGAGUGUGUCAGCGCUCGAAGCGCAUGUCAGAAGAGGCGCGUCGCGACUGCGCUACGCGACGCCCGCGAUACGCGACGACAUCAAGCUGGAUUUUGCGCAUGCCAUGGCUCUCACAAGGUGCAGGUUAGACGGUAAAAGAAGAUCAGCUUUGUUAGGCGGCGAAGGGAAACGAGCCCUGGCCGAACGGGCCCUCAAGCCGACGGGCGGCACUCUGAUAGUCGUACCGGACGCUCUCCUAGAACACUGGCGCGCGCAGAUUGGAAGGCAUGUGGACUUGAGGAGGCUGGCGCCGUCGUUCGGCGACGGUCGGAGCGGCGACGGGUGCUGCUUCGUCUAUGGGUGGGGUUGUGCGUCGCGGUGGCACCCCGACUUCCAGCGAGGUUCUAGAGAAAGGCAUCCUCGCUUACCGUCAGCUUCGGACUUGAGACGCUUUUUAAUAGUAGUAGUGCCGUUCUCUGUGUGUCGCGACGCGGCUCGCCAGGACCAGGACUUUCGGCGGGCUGCUGAAAGACGAAUCUACAGGCACGGAAACGCGCAGGACGCCGAGUCCUCUCCACUCUUACAGUUGAGGUGGUUGAGACUAGUCGUCGACGAGGGCCACGAGCUCGUAGGCGGCGACGGCGACCUAGAACAGGCAACGUCGUCGUUCAUCGCCGAGUUAUUUGCGGAGCGACGGUGGGUGGUCUCGGGAACACCAACAACAGGUGAUGUGGACGAUCCCGCUAUCGUGAGGUCGCAUUUGUAUCAGCUCCAAAAGUUGCUCAAGUGGCUGAGACAUCCGAGGUACGGCUUGGACGCGGAUCCUAGAUUAGAUACACGAGAAGACGCGGCCGACGACUCCGAGAGGAGGAAGGCUCUUUUUGAGUCCGAAGUGAUGGCGCCGUUCUGUGACCAGCAGUCUGAAUCUGCCAGAGCGACACUAGUAGCUUUGUUAAGGACAGUCACCGUACGACAUAGAAAAACUGAUUUGAAGCUACCAUCACCGGUCUACGAGAACUACGAGGUCGAAGUAGCCUUACGACCGGGCGAGACGCCGGACGACGACUCCUACCAGUGGCGCGUCGACGAGGCCCUCGCGGACUUUGUUUGUCGUACCAAAGCAAAUCACAGGAGGCCGAAGAUCGCCGUCUUUUCCCAGCGGGAUGGGGAUCUGGCGUCCGUCGCGGAGGCGUUGUAUGCUAGACUACAUGGCGGCAUCGCCGAAUUCGACGUCCAGCGCUUGGGCCACCAGGCGUCGGCGCGCGAGCUCGUGCGGUUCCAGACCGAUCGGAGAGAAGUGCGCAAGUGCCCGCGGUGCUGGAGGGAAAAUGACGUCGACCGGAAAUCGUGUCAUCACGCUUUACUGGAGGUUCUACUGCUCGACGACGACGAACUGGCGCGGAGGCGGGGCGACGCGUUGCACGCCAAUUUACCAGAAGCGGAGCGUAUUAACUGUGGCCGGCGGUUGUUAAUUGAGCCGGAACGGAUCGUAGGUUUAGUUGCGACGCAGACGCCGACGGCGUCCCCCCAAGUCUAUGCUGAUGAUUGGCGGGCCUGGACCGUCGGGGAUGAACUGCUCAUUACGUUGGACGAUGGCAGUUUUGCACCUCGUAAAGAUGCGGAGACCUGGCGGGACUGGGGCUGCCGCGCGUGUGUUGAGCGGGCGGCACGGGAACAAUUCGAAAGUGCGGACUGGUUCCUCGGGCCGCUGCGGCCGCCCCAUUCCAUUGUUGAGGGCGCGGUGCGCGUGCGCUUGCUCAAGUGGGCGCGCUGCGGCCAGUGGCACGGGCCUAGGUGGUACCGGGGACCCAAAUUAGAGGCGCAAAAAGUGCUUGUUGAAAGGGAGGACGUGCCGAUCCUAUGUUUGACGCGCCAGGCGUCGCACGGCCUCGACUUGUCGUUCCUGACGCACGUGGUCCUGCUCGAGCCGAUCCGCGACUCCGCUCUCCUGGAACAAGUCGUGUCGCGCGCGCACCGCGUCGGCGCGACGCAAUCGGUCCGCGUCGCAACUUUACAAGCGUUCGUCGCCGGCUCGAAGCGCCCCGAAAAAAAUUACAUCUGCGACCACUGCUACAAGUCUUUUGCUAUUGAGGCCGUCGCCGACGCCCAUAUGCUCAAGUGCUCGCGGAACCCGAACGCGACGGACGUGCCCGCCUGGCGGCGCUUCACGAUGAGCGCGGUGUUUGAUGAGUUGCGCCCGCCGGCGGCGACCUAGUUUUUAUCAAUAAGUCAUAGUUGUGUUUU